AUGAAGUUCAUUCCCGUUGCCGUUGGGCUUCUUUAUUUGAUCCAGUUGGGUCUGAGUGCUCCUCUCAACAAUGAAGACCCCUUAGGUGCCCUUGCCCAGCAUGGGGACACUCCUGGAAUCCAAUCACUGGACCCUCGGAGCACAAACGAAGCCCAUGGUGCUCUGACGCAGUUGGAAGCCCGUGCUCCUCGGUGUAUAAACCGUGCUAUAGAACUUCUCAACUUGCGUGACUCGUCUGCUGUCUUAUCAUACGUGACUCUGAGUGGCUUGAUGGCGCAUUCUAUAUGCGAACACUACCAUGACGAAGAAUGUGCCUACUGGGUCAAACUCGUAACCGGCGCCAUCAACUUCGUUUUCGCUGUUUCUCGAAGGGGGGCGCGAACUCAAGGAGCGGUUGGAGAGUCCCCGGAUAAUGAGGUGUCUAGCUUUGCUCGACGUGCCUUGCUAGCAGAAAGCUACGCAGACGCUGUUGCGCAGGCAUUCUCUGAACUGGGAAUGGAGUACAAUGGCAUUGAAGAUGUGGACAUCUUGUCCCUUUCCCACACCAAGCGCGAUGCCAUCGAGCCGGAUCUGACCCGCCGUCUCAUCGUUCGAGGCAUCAAGGCGGACAGCUUCACCCAUGAUAUCGCUUUCAACCAAUAUAGCAAUGGCGGCCAUGUACUCCACCUCGGUGGCCUCAACGAGUCUCUUCAGGCCAACCCUUCCUCAGAGAUAGCUAAGCGUACCAGCUUCGGCCAAGAGGGGCUGAAGGUUUCUGCCUUUGUUGAAGCGCCUUCAACACUCAACAUAGCGGAUUCCAAUGAGGUUGCCAAUGCCAUUGGUGAAGAUUGGGUGCAUCGAGCCGCCUACAACGAUAUUUCUGAAUAUAUUGGGUACGUCAUGGGCGGCAGCAAAAUCAAUUUUAUUUAUCGAAUCAUCCCCAAGGUCCAAGGCUUUGGUCUGAACUACGAGGAUGUCGGGGUGUGUGGCGCUGUUGGUCCCCCGAAAUAG
Aspergillus chevalieri is the source of this 990-nucleotide messenger RNA. RefSeq lists its product as uncharacterized. Bases 1 to 990 code for a protein of 329 amino acids. NCBI's taxonomy places the organism in Eukaryota, Fungi, Ascomycota, Eurotiomycetes, Eurotiales, Aspergillaceae. The record is from RefSeq and is a predicted model, not a curated record. The transcript has 2 exons.